AUGACCAAAGAAGAGUAUCUAGCUUCACUGAGAAGAAAAAGUAGCGGCUUUUCUAGAGGGGUUUCGAAGUACAGAGGAGUUGCGAGACACCAUCACAAUGGAAGAUGGGAGGCAAGAAUAGGAAGAGUUUUCGGGAAUAAGUAUCUCUACCUCGGUACUUACAGCACACAAGAAGAGGCGGCUCGAGCUUACGAUAUUGCAGCAAUUGAAUACAGAGGGAUUAAUGCGGUCACAAACUUCGACUUGAGCACGUAUAUCAGAUGGUUAAAGCCCGGAGCAAACAUUUCAGAACCUGCACAAGAAACAAAACAGAGCACAGAAUUUGCAGUAUCGGUAUCCCCUUUUGUAAGAGAAGAGGGAUCUCUUUCGCUGCCAUGUUUAAAACGAAAAGCUUUUGGAUCAAACGAAGAGAACGAUGUUCAAGAAAUGUUUUCGAGCAGGGUUCCUAUUAGCCCAUGUGGCAAAUCUUCUCCAACGGCUUUGGGGCUACUAUUUCGAUCUUCUCUGUUUAGGGAACUUCUUGAGAAGAACUCAAAUGUGUCCGAAGAUGAAAAUGACGGUGGAACAACGAAGAACUUGAUGAAGGCGAGAAGUGAGGAUGAAUACGAAGGGAUGUUUUGUGGUGGAAGUGAAGAUAUAUAUGACUGUUCGGAUAUGGGCACUAUGUAUUAA
Molecule: messenger RNA, 672 nt
Organism: Erythranthe guttata (spotted monkey flower)
Lineage: Eukaryota; Viridiplantae; Streptophyta; Magnoliopsida; Lamiales; Phrymaceae
Product: AP2-like ethylene-responsive transcription factor At1g79700
Biological process (GO): regulation of DNA-templated transcription
Molecular function (GO): DNA-binding transcription factor activity; DNA binding
Source: RefSeq, a predicted model, not a curated record